This is a messenger RNA of Cuscuta epithymum, 2685 nucleotides long. NCBI's taxonomy places the organism in Eukaryota, Viridiplantae, Streptophyta, Magnoliopsida, Solanales, Convolvulaceae. The record is from the annotation of a GenBank genome assembly.
CCCGGCUCAAACCUAAAGAUAUACGGAGCGGAUAGGAUUAGGGAAGAAAGAAAUACAUACAGUAAUUAUAAUGGCAGAGGCGUAAAUAAAUGGGAAAGCCGGCGCAAACAGCACAAUGUUCGGAGUGGAAACUGAGGGAUAGUAGCAGUAGCAGUAUAAAAUGUGUCAAACUGGAAGUGAUUCUCUACCACCCAAGAUCUGCUGGCUCCAGCUCCCUCUUUUCUCUCCCUUUCUCUAAAUCUCUUUACGUUUCCAGAAAUUCGAAAUUCAAAAUAUAAUAAUAAUCUUAAUAUCUAGAAAAAUCUGUAGCAAGCCCUAGAAAGAACGCCAAUCUCCCUCACACGGGUUUGCUGGGCGGAGAAAUUAAGCUUCUCUGAGCCGUAUGCAUGCAUUCAACGUUCAUCGUCACUCUCCAGGAAGUUCAAGUUUCUGCGCUGGGAAAGAUAGAAAGGGAGAAAAUGUCACUCUUGAUGCAUUUUGGUGAUCUUUUAACUUAGUUCAUUUGAUUAUUAAGCUGUAAGAUUUGUCUGGACCAACGUUCUGAGUUCUAUUAUUAUUACUCCCAAUACUGAGCCGUAAUAAUUCCAUCAUGGUUGCCACCGCUGCUACUGCUGCUUUUUUCCCUCUUGCCAACCUGCACUCUGAGCCUGGUGUUCAAACAUCUGGAAAGCUAGGAGGAACUGCACCUGUCAGCCUCAAUACACGGGGCAUCAACUCGAAAUCCUCUGCUUCUCGAAACAUAAAAGCAAAGGCCAAUGCACAAGCUCCUCCUAAGGUUAAUGGAACCAAAGUAGGUUUAGCGGAAGGCCUCAGAACCGAUGAUGAGUUUACCUCAUCACCUCACCCAAGGACAUUUAUCAAUCAGUUGCCUGACUGGAGCAUGCUCCUCGCUGCCAUUACAACUGUUUUCCUGGCUGCUGAAAAGCAAUGGAUGAUGCUUGACUGGAAACCGAAACGCUCUAACGAGCUUAUUGAUUCUUAUGGUUGGGGAAGAAUUGUCGAAGACGGAUUAGUUUUUCGUCAAAACUUCAGUAUAAGGUCCUAUGAAAUAGGGGCUGACAGGACUGCAUCGAUAGAAACAAUGAUGAACCACUUGCAGGAAACUGCUCUGAACCAUGUCAAGACUGCAGGACUCUUAGGGGAUGGUUUUGGUGCAACUCCAGAAAUGUGCAAGAAAAAUUUAAUUUGGGUUGUAAGUAGAAUGCAAGUUCUGGUGGAUCGUUAUCCUACUUGGGGUGAUGUUGUUCAAGUAGACACAUGGGUAGCUGCAUCAGGGAAGAACGGUAUGCGGCGUGAUUGGCUUCUACGCGAUAGCAGCACAGGGGACAUAUUAAUGCGAGCUUCCAGCAUGUGGGUGAUGAUGAAUAAGGAGACAAGAAGAUUGUCAAAAAUGCCAGAUGAGGUUCGAGCUGAAAUUGGAAGUUAUUUUGUUGAUACACCACCUAUUAUCGAUGAUGACAGCAGGAAGUUGCCGAAGCUCAAUGAUGAGACAGCAGACUACAUCCGUAGUGGAUUGUCCCCUAGGUGGCACGAUUUAGAUGUGAAUCAGCAUGUUAAUAAUGUUAAGUACAUUGGCUGGAUUCUUGAGAGUGCUCCCUUGCCCAUCUUGGAGAGUCAUGAGUUAUCAGCAAUGACUUUGGAGUACCGGAGGGAGUGUACGAGAGACAGUGUGCUCCAAUCCCUCACCUCAGUUGUGGGUAAUAAUAUUGGGGAUUUGGCUACCUCUGGAUCUGUUGAGUGCCAGCAUUUGCUCCGCCUCGAAGGUGGUGCUGAAAUUGUCAAGGGAAGGACUGAGUGGAGGCCCAAGAUUGCGAACAAUUUCAGGAGCGUUAGUCCUCUCCCAUCACACAGCGUUUAGCCCCCAUACAUCCUCACAUCAUCACAACAUACCAUCUCGACUAUCCAUAUGAUUCUCUUUUUACCCCCCUCUCUAUAUAUAUGCACACACAUAUGUACAUAUAUGUGUGUGUACAUAUAUGAAUAUAUAUUAUUCUUUAUUUGUGCCUGCGUUUUGGUUUAUGAUUUUCCUGUGGUCCUGUUAUACAGAAAAGAAGCGCUGUAAGUAGGCUGUUGUCCUCCUAGAACUCCCCUGCCGGGCUACCCCCACUCUCUCCCCUUGUGUGACAAUCCAUCAUGGAAUUCCUGUUGCCAUUUAUGAAUGUUGUUACCAGAGCCAGCUGGUCAAAUCUCAUUUCUGUAUAUCUCUACAUAUAUCCCCUUCGUUAUGGUUGCGUACUUCAUUAUAUACAUGGUAGUGAUAUGCAUUUAGAGUGAUCCAAAUGGUGUAAAUGUGUAAUUCUCUGGCGUCUUAAAAGUCCGAGUCUGAAGAUUUGCUCGAGAGAACUUUGGCAUGGACUGUGGACUGCAGAGCUUUGCCCUUUUCUUUGGUGUUAUAUGGCACUUGAUGAAUUGGUUUGUGCAUAGCUAGGAAAGUUAUUGUCAUAACUUAGUUAUGACUUAUGAGAUGUCUUCAUUUGUUAAUUUUCGCCGACUCGCCGUUUGUGUUGUAUAGUUCUUUUUUUUGCGCAAUUUAUUAGACAUAAAUUUGUGUUCUUUUGUUUUGUUUAUCUAUUCAAUGUUUUAUCAGUCCUGCCGUCCUGGUACAAAACAAUCAUCUCAUAUGCUCAUGUUUUAUUCAAUAGACGAUCAAUCCUAAUUCCUUCAAUAUGCUCAUGUUUUUUGUGA